AUGCAAUUCACUUACAAAACACACAUUAACAAGUAUGGUUCGUUUAAAGGGUUUAACACAGAAGAGAAAAUCAAACAAAUCCAAGAAAUGGCUUUCUUUGGUAGAGUUGGGAGUUUAAUAAGGAAUGCGGCCAAUGCGAAGAUCGGUGCUGAGAUUAAGCUACGUUCUUUCCCGUCUGUUUUUCAAGCCGUACGGUGCUUUUCGAGUACUCCGUCUACAAAGCUUUUUGUAGGAGGUGUUUCAUAUUCUACUGAUGAACAAAGUUUGAGGGAGGUUUUUGCAAGAUAUGGGGAAGUUGUGGAUGUGAGGAUUAUUAUGGAUCGUGAAACUGGUAGGUCCAAAGGAUUUGGCUUUAUUACUUACAAUACUGUCGAGGAGGCAUCAAGUGCCCUUCAAGCCUUGGAUGGACAGGAUUUGCAUGGUCGCCGGGUUGGUGUAAAUUUUGCCAACGAAAGAGCCCGUGGAGGAUACGGUGGCGGUGAUGGUGGUUUUGGUGGAUCUUAUGGAAACACUUCCUAUGGUGGUGGAGGUGGUGCUGGAUAUCAAGGUGGUUAUGGUUAUGGUGGAGGAGGUUAUGGAAGCACUUACAAUGAUGGAACUACUAGUGGAGGUUAUGGUGGUGGUAACAAUGCAAGUUACGGUGGUGGAGAAAGCAAUUCUGUUAACUAUACUGCUCCUGGUGUUGGUGGUUAUGGCAGUGGUAAUGCAAAUUAUGGUGCUGCUGUAGGUGGUGCGGAAAGCAAUUCUGUUAACAAUGGUAGUGCUCCUGGUGCUGGAGGUUAUGGUGGUGGUAACAAUGCAAGUUACGGUGGUGGAGAAAGCAAUUCUGUUAACUAUACUGCUCCUGGUGUUGGUGGUUAUGGCAGUGGUAAUGCAAAUUAUGGUGCUGCUGUAGGUGGUGCGGAAAGCAAUUCUGUUAACUAUGGUACUGCUCCUGUUGAUGGUGGUUAUGGUGCUUCUUCUGCUGCUGGUGAUCCGAGCAAUGGUUUCGCGGGUGGUCAAUACCCUGGAAAUGCAACAGGGUAUGGCAGUGGCGGUUUAGGUACUGGGAGCAGCUUUGCUGGUCAAUAUGGUGAAAGUAGUCAAGAAAAUUUCAGGAAUGAUGAUCAUGAAGCCGAUACUUUUGCUAAACGGGCUUGA
Messenger RNA from Vicia faba (fava bean), 1140 nucleotides. The record is from the annotation of a GenBank genome assembly. Lineage: Eukaryota; Viridiplantae; Streptophyta; Magnoliopsida; Fabales; Fabaceae.